AUGCCCGACGACAGACAGGAGAUCCCUGACGAGGCCCGGGCUGGUAUCCCUAUUGAGACCACAACUCGCCCAAACGCUGACACGGUACACGAUUCUGGUGGCAGUCCUCAACGUCCAUCCUACUCGCCCGUGACUCCAACGCUUUCACAGGCCAGUUUAGCUUCUCAAGAUGGUAACGGUGCAGACCUACCACCUCCGCAAUGGAUGGACGAACCACCUGAACCACUCCCUAUAAGCUUGGACGAUAACCCAGACGCCAUUGCCCUAAGAGCAACGCUGUCGAUCCUACAAAUCCAGCGACAGCAGGCUUUACAGGACAUGAGGGAACUGGAUAAGAUAAAAAAGGCUGCUCUAGAAGACCCACAGCAGUUCGUCAAGGACCUCCAAGCAGGGAAGUUAAAUCGUCAACCUCAAGCUGGCAUCGACGUCGAUAGGCUGGACUCCGCAGAGACUACAGAAGCAAAUACAUCCAAGUUCGGUCAGUUCCCAGGAGUGCAGAAUGUCGUCCGUACUCCGCCGGUGGAAUGGGCUAAAUAUCACAUUAUUGGCGAGCCUCUAGAACGCAUUCACCGGAUGCAGCAGCAAUAUCCGGCCUCUGGCGACAAGAACCACGACAGUUCAGACCGACCUCAGCCUCACACAAUAGCUGCGCCAUAUCGUCCAUUUGUGGACAGGCUAGAGACAAGUCAGCAGAGUCAAAGAUCGGCGGAGCGUUGA
Messenger RNA from Cladophialophora carrionii CBS 160.54, 717 nucleotides. RefSeq lists its product as uncharacterized. The transcript has a single exon. The record is from RefSeq and is a predicted model, not a curated record. Bases 1 to 717 code for a protein of 238 amino acids. Lineage: Eukaryota; Fungi; Ascomycota; Eurotiomycetes; Chaetothyriales; Herpotrichiellaceae.